AUGCUGAAAAUAUCCAAAAAAUUGAAUAAGGGACAAAAAAGGCGUCAGCAACUUCAUAAAAGAGAAGUAUUUAAUGCUAAAGUUGCCGAUGUUAUCACUAGUAAUGAAUAUAAGCCAGGAGAACCUUACUAUGUCGUCGAAAUAACUACGUUAUUAGAGCAUCCUUUUCAGCUCGUAAACGGAGCCAUUGUUCAAAAACUAUCAACCUAUGGAAUAUUAACGAAACAACAGUUGCCUAAAUUACCAAGAAUUAUAAUCUUUACGCCUAUGGGUAAAGCUCAUGUGAAUUUUAUCGCACGUGAGAAGCCAUUAUUUCUUACUGAAGAAGAAUUAGACAAUUGUGAGAAAUUUCAUCGAUUUUUAUUUGAGAAUGUUAUCAAGACAAGAAAAGAUACAAGAUUUAUCAAAAAUGAAUCUAUUAAGUACUAUCUCGUUGUCCCACUAAGAGAAAAUGGAGAACUUCAUUAUGAAUUAAUAACAAGUUGCAUUAAUUUUCUUCGCAAUGAAAAUUACCCAAAUCGUCAAGUAUGUAAAGAAGUUAUAUUACAAUUUCCGCAUCAAGUUGUAGUAAAGCCAAGCUACUCUCUAAAUAGUCAGAGUUUAAAUUGGAUGCUAAUUAGAAAGGUAAGCGAUGCAACACCUAUGUCUGAAUUUCAUGACACAUCUAUUGCGGCAACAUUUUAUGAUUACUAUAAAAAUCAAUACUCGAUUGACAUCAGCGAUAAAGAGCAAAAGUUAGUCUGCCUCCGAAAAAUACCAAGUAAUAACAACAUGCUGAAGAAAUUUCAUAGAAUAUUAACCCUUACGUCAAAAUCUAAGCAAUCGCCCCACUUUGUACCGGAAUUGUUAGCUAUUCAUCCGUUGUCUGCAAGCCGUUUUAUGACUACAGUCUGCUUGCCUUCGAUCUUAUUUCGUGUAGAAUCAUUACUCUCCGUCGAUGAACUCCGGCUAAAGAUAGCUCGAGAAACUGGACUGGGCUUAGAUGAUAGUAGAAUGGAUAAUAGUUUUAUUCCACUCCUUCAAGAUGCAUCAACUUAUUACACCAAAAAGAUUGGGAUUUUGCCUCAUGUUUUUCAUCAAAUUAAAUUAAAAGAUCGCUAUACGCUAAUAACCUUAGGCAAUGGAAAAGAUAAUUAUUUACAUAUAUCCAAUGAAGAAAAAAGAAGACUUGUCGAUCGAAAAUUGAAAAGAGGUCGAGAAAAGAAGAAGCAGCUCGUAAUUAACCAUUGCAAGCAGUUGCGAAGAACGAUCAGUAAGCUAACAAAGAAAACUAGAAAGUGGUUAAAAAUUGUGCCUAUUUCAGUCAGUAAGCGUCUCUUUCCUAAAUUUCAUCGUCGCUUAUUGCAUUCCAAAUUGAAAUCUAAUCGAAAUAAAGCUGUUUUGAAAAGGCCAGGCCCAAGUGUUUCAAUGCUACUGCAGGCUCUCACAUCGCUAUCAGCAGACGAUUUCUUCAAUCAUGAACGCUUGGAAAUUCUAGGAGAUUCCUACUUAAAGUUUAUCACUACUGCCGAUUACUUCUUUCGAAAUCCAAAUAUGAAAGAGGGUGCUAUGAGUCUUAUGCGUGCCAUUAAUGUCUCUAAUUCCCAUUUAUCACGUACUAGCAAGCUCAAAGGAUUAACACUGUACCAAUUCAACACACCAUUCAAAUUAAAGCAAUGGUUACCACCUGGGUUUACCUGCAUUAGGAAUAACGCUAAUCUUGUUGCAAAUAAUAUGCUUACGGACGGUAGUAAACAGCGUGAUAGCGAAUCUUUUAAACAAGUUAUGUCAGUUAAAAAUAUUUCUGAUACCGUUGAAGGCCUGGUUGGUGUUUAUUCUUUAGCUAGCGGACCAGUUGAUGCAGCUCGGUUAUUGCCUUGGAUUGGAUUAGACAUUGAUCCGAAUGUAUUAAUAGAAAAGGAUAAAAGCGUAAAUUUUGAAAUACCAACGACUGAUGAAGAUAUCCAAUUAAGUAGCUGUAUACUCCGUAAUACUGAUUAUCAAUUUAAUAACUUUUAUUGGUUACGAAUAGCUUUUACACACUCAUCUGUUGCCAGUGAAAACUAUCAACGAUUAGAAUAUCUGGGCGAUGCUAUACUCGAAUAUUUAUUGAUUGAGUUUGUCUACUGUCGAAAACCAUACUUUGGACCUGGUAAAAUUUCACAUUUCAAGUCGGUAAUGACGCGUAAUCAGACAUUUAGUCUAAUCGCCAUAGCAUUCCAAUUUUACACGCAUAUUCGAUGCCAUUCAAAGUUAAAAUUAGAUAUUAUGGAUAGUAUUCAAAAUUUUAAAGAAAUAUUGUUGGAUAACCAUCAAGAUGAUCAUCAGCCAGACAUUGGACACUUUGCAAAUCUGGCAUAUCAAUUGUAUACUUCUAAUCGGUAUCAGAAACUCCCCAAAGUCUGUGCCGACGUCUUUGAAGCCUUUAUUGCUGCCAUUUAUUUGGAUUGUGGUAAAAAAUUGAGAACAGUUUGGAAAGUUGUGUACAAAAUGGUUCAACGAAUUCUAGCUGAUAUUCUCAAUGACGUAGGUGGUCUAACUAGUACUAUCCAUGAUAUGUUUCCAAACAGAAUUAGAUAUCAAGUAAUCAAAAGGAGUAAUUCAAGUAAAAAGCAUCGUAGGAUGUUCCUUGAUCAUCCCAAAUUGGGCAUGCUGACUUCUGAAGGCAUAGGAACAAGCAAUACAUCAGCUAAAGAUGAUGCCAUCCGCAACAUGCUCUCACAUCUGGAGUGUUCAGAUCAAGAGAUUGAAAGUAGCAACAAGUCCUGA
Molecule: messenger RNA, 2748 nt
Organism: Trichoplax adhaerens
Lineage: Eukaryota; Metazoa; Placozoa; Uniplacotomia; Trichoplacea; Trichoplacidae
Exons: 7
Coding region: 1-2748 (915 amino acids)
Biological process (GO): pre-miRNA processing; apoptotic DNA fragmentation; siRNA processing
Cellular component (GO): RISC complex; nucleus; cytoplasm
Molecular function (GO): protein binding; RNA binding; ribonuclease III activity
Source: RefSeq, a predicted model, not a curated record